AUGCGUCGUCUGCAAAAACUGCAAGAGCUCUGCGAAUUCGAUCGAUACCCGGUACAAUAUGAGCGUUUAGAACCGACUGGCGUACCCGAUGAUACCCGUGCCGCCGAGCUCGCGAAACGAAAAUUUGAUUUACGAGCGAAGGCAAAUUUACGACUCGUCAGCGAAUCGAGGCGGUCCGAGCCGGCCCAUCAAAAGUGCUAUCGUGCCAGCGUCGAAAAUAUUGAGAACCGGUGCUGUAUGCUAGCCGGGUGUGUACGCUAUACACGAGUAGUGACGGGCGCGUUCGGACAUCAAAACCCGCUCUCGUACCACCGCAGCGGUGCAUAUUAUAAUUUGUCGCACGGCCGGACUACAUAA
Messenger RNA from Cinara cedri, 357 nucleotides. NCBI's taxonomy places the organism in Eukaryota, Metazoa, Arthropoda, Insecta, Hemiptera, Aphididae. The record is from the annotation of a GenBank genome assembly.